CGCCCUCACCCUAAGCCACCACCCCUGCCUGUGCACCACCGACCCCUGCUACUCCAGCUACUACGUCCACAUUGCCCAUCCAACGCACACCGGGGCGCCGUCAGCCACACUGGCCACGCCCCCCCUCGGCUUCACCCCCUCCAGGUUGUGUCCUAAUCACCUGAACGACUCCAAGCUCCUGGGGGGGCGGGUGUCCCACCCUGCGGGGUUGACCCACCCUUGCUGCAACCCCGUGACUUCGGCGUGUUGCGGCAUUGCCGGCUACGCCUGUAACGCAAUGCCUCCCGUCACCAGCAGGAGGUGCUCGUUUGGAGCAGGAUGCUCUGGAUGUAGGCGGAGCAUCAAGACAGAGAGUUACCCCCCCUCCGAGGACGGUCUAAGCCCCUCCCUCCUCAUCUCCAGUUGCCCCCUGACCGGCGGCCCCACCUCCUCUCAGGCUAAAGCCCACCUGCUGACCCCCCUGUCUGGACGAAGCCGGCCCCCUCCCCGGUUAAGGCUGUCCAAAGCCUUCCCCCAGAGCGCCGAGGCCUCCAACGGCUCCCUGUCCGUGGGUCGCACUCGCGUUCCGGCGAAGCAGGCGGCGCCGGGUCUCGUCUGCGCCAACAAACAGAAGAAGGUCGGCCGCCGGCGCACCACCAACGGGUGGAGGGCCGUCGGCGCCCCCACCGAGAGGGAGGUCUUUAUAGCGGGCGAGGACGAGACGUCCCUGCGGCGCUGUUACGACGGCGUGGAGCGGGACGGGGAGGUCAUCCGAGUCCGGGACACGGUGCUGCUGCGGUCCGGGCCCAGGAAGAAGUCCCUCCCGUACGUGGCCAAAAUAUCGGCUCUGUGGGAGGACCCGAAGACAGGAGAGCUGAUGAUGAGCCUCUUCUGGUACUACAGACCCGAGCACACUCAGGGAGGCCGAGAUCCCCGCGCUCACUGUGAGAACGAGAUCUUCGCCUCUCGGCAUCAGGACGAGAACAGCGUGGCCUGCAUAGAAGACCGAUGCUACGUCCUCCCCCUGGCCCAGUACUGCCGAUUUUGUGCCUUGGUGAAGCGGCGUGCUGAGGGCGUCCCUCGUGGCGGCGCCUGCCCGGUGCCGUCCCGUCCCGACUUUGCUCCGCCUUCCCACCGCUGUGUGCCCACAGACGUCGACCCGGAGCUGGUGUACCUCUGCCGCCACGUCUACGACUUCCGCUACGGACGCAUCCUGAAGAACCUGCAGUAGCGCCUCCAACACUGACUCUUGGCCACGCCCCCAGAGGUUCUGUCCGAGCAGCCACAAUGGAGGAGCUCCGCCUUCUCCUGGUUUAUCCGAGCGGCGCGUCGGCGCUACGGAAACCGGAGAAAAUGUUUUUUUUAAUUAUUUGGCGACUUUUAGGCAAUCAGACGAAGCGAGCGGCUUUAGAGGAACUUCUGUUCCGCACAAACGGAGACGCCGUCCCGGAGCAGCAGCUUCUCCAGAUCGGAUCUAAAACUUCCAACGGCUCAAUUUACACGAAAAGACAAAAGCCAUAACCGAAUCCCAGACACACUUCCUGGUUUGGAAAACUUUAUCAGAGACAAAGAGUGUUUUAUGCAUCAAAGGUACAAGGUAGAAUUAUUAGAAACAGAUCAGAACGGAAGAAAAAGGAAAAAAUUGAGGAAAAGAAGUAAAAAAAAGAAGUAAAAAAUCUGAAUUUCUUUUGUUUGAAUGUUUUAUUCAGCCUUCAGGUAAUUUCUGUUUGGAAAUAAUUUUUUCAAUUUAUGAAAAUUAAAGUCAAAGUUUCUAAUUAAAAAAACAUUAUCAAAAGUUGGAAUUCUAAAGAGAAGUCAGAAUAAAAAAUAGAGAAGUCUAAGUCUUGAGAUAUAAAAGGUAAAUAUUUAAAGGGAUAAAAGAAUUUAAUGAUUUAUUUUUAUUUUAAUGACUUUUUCUGCAUUCUGGGACAUUAUUAGUUGAAAAACUAGAACUUUUGGAGUAUUCAUUUCUAAUAUCAAUAUAAAGUUAAAAAACAGGAAUUCUAGUAAAUAAAUGAAAAUUCUAAAGAAAACAGAAUUUUCAAAAUAAAAUUUUGAACAUUUAAAGUUUAAUCUGUAAGUGGAUGAAAGAAAAUCAGAAUUUUGGGAUUCAAAAUCCACAUUUUAGUGUUUUUUUCAGUAUUCUGGUAAAUUAUUAGAUUCAAAUUUAGAAAUUUGAUAUAUUUAUUUCAGUUAUAAAAUUUUAAAUAAGAAUCAAUUAUUUAAAAAAAAUCAGAAAAAAAUGUGAAAAAUCAAAAUAAGAAAAUAAGUCAAAGUUGAAUCUUUGAAUGGAUUAAAGAAAGUAAAAAAUGUUUUUUUUUACAUUUUUUAAUUUCAUAUUUCAUAAUUUUCAUUUAUAAAAUUUAAAAUCAGAAAAACUUUAAAGAAAACCUCAGAAAAGUCAGAAUAAAAAACAGAAGAAGAAGUAAAAGGUAAACCUCUGAAUGGAUAAAAGAAAAUCAGGAUUUUUAGGCUCAUAAUUCUUAUUUAUUUGUUUCUUUCAGUAUUCUGGUAAAUCAUUUGAAUAAAAUUCUUAUCAUAAUGUUUUUUUUAUUUCAUCUUUUGGUAAAUUCCUAAAUUAAAAAUCAGAAAUUUAAAGUAUUUAUUUUAGUAUGAAAUCUAAGUUACAUUUUUUUACUUAUUUGACCAUUUUCAGAAUAAAUAAAUAAGAUUCUCAUCUUCCUUUCGCCUUAUUUUAGUCUUAAUUUAUGGAAUAAAAAUAAUCAGAUUAGAUUUGUGGAGAGAAACGCUUUAUUUACGGCUAAAAAAAUCAGAAUAGUCGGUUUUCUGCAGAGUUUUUAACUUAUAAUUUUCACUAAUUCGGACAAAGACGGUCAAAAAUCAGUGGAAAUGUGAAAAACAAAACGUGAGAAAUCCUGAAGGAUGAACGUCAAGAUGUUUCUAAAACAUAAACGUCAGUUUAUGUUUCUUCACGCGGUAAAAUCCUGAUUCUUAGGGGUUUGAACCCUUAGCUGUGCUCGAGCGUGCACGCCCAAAAGCCAUCUGAAAACUCGAGUCCAAAUUCAUCUUUUGUUUUCCUAAGAACUUUAAACAAUAAUGAUAAUAAGAGUUAAUAUAUUCUCCUACUUUCUGCUUCCCUUUAGAAUAUUUUAUUAUGUCCUCAGAUAUGCAAUCUAUUUUUAGACGUAGUAUUUUUGGAGGCGCCUUGUUUGAAGUUCAGUUUUAGUUUGGGAAAAUUGAUAAUUCAGUCAAAUAAAAAAAUUGGGGGAUAAAAAUGAAUAAAACUGAAACAAUUCAAGCACAGGAGCCUCUAUUUUUAGUGUGUUUAAGCUAGAAAAUGAUAUAUAAAGUGAAAAAAUCUUUUUUUCAUCACAGCUUUUAUCGAUUUCUAGAAAAGCGUCGAGCGGAGAGACUGAUCUAGAAUAAAACGGCUUUCUGUUAUUUAUGACAUUUUUUGGAAUAAAAAUCCAAGUUUCCGACGUCAGAGACUCCUCCCUCGUCGAUCCGUUCGUCCUCUAGAGGGCGCCACACGUUCAGAAGCUGCAUCAUCAGUCGAGGAGGAGCGCCCAAUGAGACGUCUGUUCUCCCAUAUUUGCCAAAAACCCUGAAUCUUAGGCUUUGCAUGGGCUCACUCGCAUCCUCCGUUACCGUGACAACCAGGCUGGAACAGCACUUUUUUUUCGAAACACGAGUAGCUUUAGCCGACGUCGGUCCGCUCGAGUGCGUCUCCAUCCCUUUAGACAAAACGAAGCACCUGUGAAAUGUGGCUUUUCUGACGUUGCUUACUGUUUUGAUAAAUGAAACGCAGAAUAAAACGCUCUUGGAUAUUUUUUUGAAGUAGAAGAAAUGUGUAGAGAUCAGAUUGUUGUCAUGCUUUUGUAAUUUUAUUUUAAGGAAUUAUAUAUUAUCCUGAUUGAUUUCAUGUACUGUUGAGAGAAUAUUUAUAAAUUUGAAA
This is a messenger RNA of Oryzias melastigma (Indian medaka), 3895 nucleotides long. RefSeq names its product bromo adjacent homology domain-containing 1 protein. The record is from RefSeq and is a predicted model, not a curated record. Lineage: Eukaryota; Metazoa; Chordata; Actinopteri; Beloniformes; Adrianichthyidae. The transcript is spliced from 6 exons. Bases 278 to 1210 code for a protein of 310 amino acids. Gene Ontology annotation, molecular function: chromatin binding.